GCGUCCACAGGAAGUGACGCCGUACAGAGUUCCGGCUUCGGCCUUCUCCGCCGCCGCCGCCGCCACUGCGGGUUGUUAUUCCUAAAAUGGCGCCCCUGGACUUGGACAAGUAUGUGGAGAUCGCGCGGCUCUGCAAGUAUCUGCCGGAGAACGACCUGAAGCGAUUAUGUGAUUACGUUUGUGACCUCCUGUUGGAAGAGUCAAAUGUUCAGCCAGUAUCUACACCAGUCACAGUUUGUGGAGAUAUACAUGGACAGUUCUAUGACCUUUGUGAACUCUUCAGAACUGGAGGUCAAGUUCCAGAUACAAACUACAUAUUUAUGGGUGAUUUUGUAGACAGAGGUUACUACAGUUUGGAGACCUUCACUUACCUUCUUGCACUAAAGGCUAAAUGGCCUGAUCGCAUUACACUCUUAAGAGGAAAUCACGAGAGUAGACAGAUAACACAGGUUUAUGGAUUUUAUGAUGAGUGCCAAACCAAAUAUGGGAAUGCUAAUGCUUGGAGAUACUGUACCAAAGUCUUUGAUAUGCUCACAGUAGCAGCUUUAAUAGAUGAGCAGAUUUUAUGCGUCCAUGGUGGUCUCUCUCCAGACAUCAAAACACUGGAUCAAAUCCGAACCAUUGAAAGGAAUCAGGAAAUUCCUCACAAAGGAGCAUUUUGUGACUUGGUGUGGUCAGAUCCUGAAGAUGUGGAUACUUGGGCAAUCAGUCCACGGGGAGCAGGUUGGCUUUUUGGAGCGAAGGUCACGAACGAGUUUGUUCACAUCAACAACUUAAAACUCAUCUGCAGAGCACAUCAACUGGUGCAUGAAGGGUAUAAAUUUAUGUUUGAUGAAAAGCUGGUGACAGUAUGGUCAGCUCCCAAUUAUUGCUACCGUUGUGGAAAUAUCGCUUCAAUCAUGGUCUUCAAAGAUGUAAAUACAAGAGAACCAAAGUUAUUCCGGGCAGUUCCAGAUUCAGAACGUGUAAUUCCUCCUAGAACAACUACGCCGUAUUUCCUUUGAGGCCUUCGCCCAUCCUGCUGAUCCCUUUUCCUACCCUUCCCCCAAAAUUCCUUGUAUUUACCCCCCUACAAUAUACUUUUUAUUGAGCACUUUGCUGCUGAAAUGCUGCCUCUUGCCUCCCUUCCCCCCUUUUUUAUUUUAAAUUAUCUAAAUUUAUUGUGUAUUAUGGUGUCUAUAGCAAUGUUUCUCUAUUGAUUUCCUCCCCAUCCCAUCCCCACCUUGGACUUAUUUGCAAAGACUUUGAGAAAUGUCUUAACAUCCACACUGCUGCAUGUAGUUCUUGCUUAUUACUGGUUUGGGGGGAAACAGGACAUUUUUCCUUUUUUAAAAAAGCAAAUUGGAAAGAACAGACCACACCAAAUAUUCCCCUCCUCUUGUAUUGUUCAGCUUUUUUUUUUUUAAGUUUGGUAAGUUUUAAGAAAUUUCAGCAGCAAAGUUAUUAUUCAGUGGGCACGAUGGACUGUAAAUGCCUUUGCGUUGUGUACACCUGUCCCAGCUGUAAACAUUGUCCUUUGUUGGAUGAUAUUUUAAGUGGCUAUAAAAUAAAUUGGUCGAAAGGGCUGCCCUCUUUGUUGUUCUUUUAAAUUCCAGGCAAAAUGCAAAUCCUGCUCCAGCUUAUGACUUUGUACGUUAAAAUAAUUGUAUCAAUCUUUUUCAGAUUUCCUUGUAUUUUUUAAUAAAAGAAUCUUAAAUGAAACCCAACUAGGUUAAGUAUUAGAAAUUUCAACAACAACCUCCAUUGUUAGCUUAAAGGUAUACCUUGUUUUCCUAAGUAAGAAUAUCUUAAUUCUUUGGUUAUCAGGUUUAGAACUUGAAUUGAAAUUCAAUGGUAUUUAUUUUUUAAAAAAUCACUAAACUGUGCCUAAAGAACAUAACUGCCAUAUGAAUAUUUUGGUUCUAUCUUCUGUAGGUAGUAUUGAAACAUUUAAUACUUGUAAUGCUGAUGUAUUAAUUUGAUACCAGUUAGUGGAUUGAGAUUAACUCAGUUUACAAUCCAUCCACAAGUACCAUUAAGCAAAAUCAUGGUUUCUCUUGCUGUAACACUUGCCUUUCACUUUAAAGAAAGAGUUUUGAUUUGGUUGCAACUUCAAAAGUGAAAAGAGUCCAGGCUAUAUGUGAAAAGCAAAUCCUUAAAAACCUUGAAGCUUACAAGGAAGAUAUGUUGGAGCUUUCCUUAAAGUUCUGUGAUAGCAUGUUUGAGGCUUUGUGUGAGCAGUCUGAACACCUACAGUGGUGUGAUGAUCACUUCUUAAUAUGCAACUGUCUGCUAAAGAAGGACAAGUGUUCCAGCAGCCCAUCUCAGAGCUGUGAGUGUGAGUCAUGUUGGCUUUGACCAUUUUGUGAACUAUCUUGGUAUUCCUUGACUGUGGUUCAUUUUUGUCAUUCCAGGAAUCUUGUGAAGCCAGCCAAUUUUAAUAAAGCACUUUAGUAUCUGUUCAGGUAGUUUUGAAAAAUCAACUUUUCCCCUCUAGGUAAAUAACCUCCAGGUCAUCCUGAAAUGCAAUAAAAAAAAAAAAAUCACUGUAGCUAAAGUUCUCCUUGGCACAUUGUUUUUGAUGGACACUUUUGGUUUGGUUUUGUGUUUGGGGAAAUGAAGAGCACAAUUCCCUUUGGAUUUCAAUUUUCUUCCAUAAUUGGAGAUUCUGUUUUCCUUCUUCCUCUAUUUUACUCCUUCCCUAACAAUUUUCUUUGUGUAGCUUUUGAUUAUGUAGCUAUUAUCAGAAAAAGAAGUGGCUUGGACACUUUUCUGUACACACUUGAACUAAUGUCAGGUCAGUAGUUUUGUAUUACUGACUUGACCCCAGUUGAAUUCAGGGGGAAAAAAGGUAUUUUUGUCUUAUGGGACUAUCCGUAGUUGUGUAUUUUACUAAUUGUGGAACACUGGAAAUUGAUGAUCUUUUGAUAUAUGAUGCAAAUAACUCCUGUUUGUUUUGACACCUCCUUAUUACAGUAUUUUUUUUUUCCGUUAUAAAUUGUAUUGAAUUGUUCAGCCUCUAUUGCUUUUAAGUUGUACCAAUAAAACUAGUUAUAUCUAGUAUCCUAUCCUACCCUCUGACACUUCUAUUCCUAUAUCAUUGUCAUUGUUUAAAUUCUCCCUCCAAUGUGACUUUCUCUUAUGGAACUGCACUUGUAUAUCACUGGUAAGGCAUAUGCUAACGAUAAUCCUGCAUCCAUUGCUCAAUAAUUGUGGACAUGCCUAAUUUCUUGUCAACAAAAGUGUAAUAGCUUUUUGACACAGAGAAAAAGGAUCAUUUAGAUUUAUUCAGUUUCAAGAAAGAGUGAAUGUAUGAGAUUUUUGUAAACUUUAGAAGGAAUAUUUGGACUCCAUCCCAUGAAAAAGGGCUAUGUACAAUAGAAAAUAAAUGUCAUUUGGUGUGGGAGUUAAUUGACAGUCUUAAUAUGUCUGUAGGCAGGAGGAUCUGUUACUCCCUUUGUAGGUUGUAUGUGAAAUCAUUUCUGUUGUAUUAAUGGGGGUGACUUAUUUUUUACUUUUUUCAACAUAUUUGGUUUCUAAUAAAAUAUCCUAGGCUGUA
Messenger RNA from Sarcophilus harrisii (Tasmanian devil), 3538 nucleotides. RefSeq names its product protein phosphatase 6 catalytic subunit (gene PPP6C). The transcript has 7 exons. Gene Ontology annotation, biological process: G1/S transition of mitotic cell cycle; peptidyl-serine dephosphorylation. NCBI's taxonomy places the organism in Eukaryota, Metazoa, Chordata, Mammalia, Dasyuromorphia, Dasyuridae. The coding region runs from base 87 to 1004 and encodes 305 amino acids. Gene Ontology annotation, molecular function: protein serine/threonine phosphatase activity. The record is from RefSeq and is a predicted model, not a curated record. Gene Ontology annotation, cellular component: cytoplasm.